Pongo pygmaeus (Bornean orangutan) is the source of this 1932-nucleotide messenger RNA. RefSeq names its product CD72 molecule (gene CD72). Lineage: Eukaryota; Metazoa; Chordata; Mammalia; Primates; Hominidae. Gene Ontology annotation, molecular function: transmembrane signaling receptor activity. Gene Ontology annotation, cellular component: plasma membrane. The transcript has 9 exons. The coding region runs from base 499 to 1716 and encodes 405 amino acids. The record is from RefSeq and is a predicted model, not a curated record.
CUUUGCUAGGGGUGGGUUCUUCCCACCCCCACACUACAUCUUGUUCUAGCUCCUUCCUAUCCCAGAUGUAGGCCAUUUUGGGGUUCCUAUUAGGGGUCACAUCCUGGUAAAAGAACAUUAGGGAGCACCUUUGGGCACCCCUGCUCAGCAGCCCCCUUUCCCCCAACUGGUUCCCUCUCUCCUCCAUCAGCCAGACCCCACCACCUAUGAGGGUCACACAGUCCCUGGGUCCUCCGCCACAAAUGCCCCCUUUUUCCUUGGGGCUGGGUGUGAAGGGACAGCUUUGGGACUUUUUAAAGAAAGAACUUUGCUAGGAAAGUAAGAGAAGAACCAAAACCAAACCAAGAAAAUGUCAAAACUUCUGCUGGUCCAGAAUCUGCGCUCGGCCUCUGGCUCUGUUCUGCUCCUCUGCCUUGCCUUCACCUAGGAAGCUGCAGACCUUCUUAAGCCCUCUGCAACUCCCUUGCUCACCUGCUCCCUGGCUCCCCAUGAGGGUGCAUGGGGGGCAGUGCUGCUGCUUGCCUUUCCAGGGGUGCUGCAGCCAUGGCUGUUCAUUACCUUCACCUCUGGCCCAGGCCUGUUCCUGAACCCCCAGUUACUGGAACCCCCAGUUACUGGAAACCCCAGGAUGAUGAGAAGCGAAGGAUGCAAACCAGGAACCCCCAGUCUCAUGGGGAGAAUGAAGCCUCACCCUGGAGCUGGGGAGAUCGUCUGGACCCAGGGGCUGAUGAGGAUGGAGAACUCACCUACGAGAAUGUUCAAGUGCCCGCAGUCCCAGGGGGGCCCUCAAGCUUGGCUUCUUCUGUACUAGGGGACAAAGCAGCGGUCAAGUCGGAGCAGCCAACUGCGUCCUGGAGAGCCGUGACGUCACCAGCUGUCGGGCGGAUUCUCCCCUGCCGCACAGCCUGCCUGCGAUAUCUCCUGCUCGGCCUGUUCCUCACCUGCCUGCUGUUAGGAGUGGCCGCCAUCUGCCUGGGAGUGCGCUAUCUGCAGGUGUCUCAGCAGCUCCAGCAGACGAACUGGGUUCUGGAAGCCACUAACAGCAGCCUGAGGCAGCAGCUCCGCCUCAAGAUAACACAGCUGGGACAGAGUGCAGAGGAUCUCCAGGGGUCCAGGAGAGAGCUGGCACAGAGUCAGGAAGCACUACAGGUGGAACAGAGGGCUCAUCAGGCAGCCGAAGGGCAGCUACAGGCCUGCCAGGCAGACAGAGAGAAGACGAAGGAGACCUUGCAAAGUGAGGAGCAACAGAGGAGGGCCUUGGAGCAGAAGCUGAGCAACAUGGAGAACAGACUGAAGCCCUUCUUCACAUGCCGCUCAGCAGACACCUGCUGUCCGUUGGGAUGGAUAAUGCAUCAGAAAAGCUGCUUUUACAUCUCAUUUACUUCGAAAAAUUGGCAGGAGAGCCAAAAACAAUGUGAAACUCUGUCUUCUAAGCUGGCCACAUUCAGUGAAAUUUCUCAACAAUCACACUCUUACUACUUCUUAAAUUCGCUGUUGCCAAAUGGUGGUUCAGGGAAUUCAUAUUGGACUGGCCUCAGCUCUAACAAGGAUUGGAAGUUGACUGAUGAUACACAACACACUAGGACUUACACUCAAAGCUCAAAAUGUACCAAGGUACACAAAACUUGGUCGUGGACUUGGAUGGCAGAGUCAGAGGCAUGUAGAAAUUCUCUUCCCUACAUCUGUGAGAUGACAGCUUUCAGGUUUCCAGAUUAGGACAGCCCUUUGCACUGAGCUGACACUCAUGCCAACGAGAACCUGUGCCCCUCCUUCCUAACCUGAGGCCUGCGGGUCCUCAGACCAUCUCCCUCAUUCUGGGCAGUGCCCAGCCACCAGCUGAUCCACACCUGACACUUCCAGCCAGCCUGCUGCCUGCUCCCUCUUCCUGAGACUGGACUGUUCCUGGGAAAAGGGUGAAGCCACCUGUAGAAG